AGCCGCUCUUCUCCUCAAGCCUCUCUCUCCUCAAAACAUCAAACAACAGCCUAAAGCGGAAAGUUCGAGGAACAGGAUCAAGCUCGGGUCUCGCUCGCAAGCACGCGGGCGUAGCACAGCUCUUGUCCGCGAGUUCCAAGGGGCUGCUGGGCGAGGCGCACGACGUGCCUGCUCUGGGCCAUACGCUCAAGGUGUUUCGUGCGCUUGCUCGGUCGAGGCGAUGGCGGCAGCAAGUUCGUCGUAUGCCGUGCCCGGCGCAAGCUCCUCGGUAGCAGAGUCUUCCGCGCAGGCCAAGCUGCAGGCCGAGCAGCUCGCCGUACUCGAGCGGCUCCCGCGAGCGCCGCCGCCGCUGCGCACCGAGACGUACACGGGCAGCGGCCUCGCUGUGCUGCGGGCACACGAUGGCUCCUCAAACGUGCACGGCGGUGAUGCCAGCGGCCCGAGUGCCAACGUGACAGCACGCGAUGCGACGUUUACGCAUCUCUUCGCCUCGUUCCCGCUCAAGCUGCUGCAUCCGCGUGCCUCGUCGCAGGCGGCAUCAAGGCGGACGCAGCUUGCUGCUCGGGCCCGAGAGGGUGAUGGGAAGCCUCUAGCGGCCGUAGCAGUGCUCUACGUCGUCAGCUAUGGCGGCGGACUCGUCAGCGGCGACACAGUCUCGCUCGACAUCGACGUGGGCCACGGCUGUGUGCUGCUCCUCCUCACGCAGGGCAGCACCAAGGUCUUCAAGAUGCGCCAGACCCGGAUAGCCAAAGGGCUUGGCUCCGUGCCUGCCGCUUCUCCAGCCUCGAGCACACGGCAGACAUUCAGGAUGCUCGUGCGCCCGAAUGCCAGCCUCGUGCUGUUGCCGGAUCCCGUGACGUGCUUCGCACAGGCGCGCUACGUGCAGACGCAGCGCUUCGAUCUGCGUAGCGCCACUACGUCUUCGCUCGUGCUGCUCGACUGGUUCACACCUGGCCGCAUCCACCUGGCCAAGGCAUCUGCGACGGGUACCAAUGCCUCGCACGAGGAGCGGCCCGAGGUGUGGGCCUUCGAGAGCUACCGCAGCCGCAACGAGGUGCGCGUGGCCGGCCACCUGCUGGCGCGCGAUGUGCUGCACCUGGCACAAGAGGACGACGGCCUGCCCAACGACCUCACCGAGCUCAUUGGCGGCACGCCCUUGGCACGUCGCUGUGCGCCGUACACAUGCUACGCCACGCUCGUGCUAGUGGGGCCCGAGUGCCGCUCAGCCAUGGAGGCCUGCCGUGCCGCCUUCGCAGAGGUGCAGCAGCGCGUCGUGCCCUCGAGUGGCCGACCGGCGCCGCUGCUCUGGAGCUUCACUCCUCUGACGCUGCCGAAUGCGCCGGCUGGCAGCGCCGCCAUCGUGCGUGUGGCUGCGACCGAGACGCAAGGCGUGCGCGACUGGCUGCGAGAUCACCUCACAGAGCUGAAGGGCCUGGUGGGCGAAGACCUGUAUCGACAGGCGCUCGGAUGAGGCACAAUUGUCACGCAUCACAUCGACUG
Molecule: messenger RNA, 1500 nt
Organism: Tilletiopsis washingtonensis
Lineage: Eukaryota; Fungi; Basidiomycota; Exobasidiomycetes; Entylomatales
Product: UreD-domain-containing protein
Exons: 1
Coding region: 221-1471 (416 amino acids)
Molecular function (GO): nickel cation binding
Source: RefSeq, a predicted model, not a curated record